UUAAACCUCAGAUUUUGUCAUCACUUCUCAUUAUAACCAUCAUCAUCACUCUUGCAUAAUCAUCACUUUCUUUCUUUCAAACAACACCAUUAUCCCUUUCCUUUGUUUUUUUCCAUUUUGUUUCAUUUCCCCUUUCAACCCUACAACAAAAAAACCCUAAUCUCUCUCUCUCUCAUCUCUCUCUCUAUCUAUCUACAAGACAUGGACAUGACCUCAAGAAACAUAGAUGUUGAUUCUCAAACACCACCUUCGAUUCCACAACCCAACAACAACAAUAACAUAACACCAACAACAACCUUAUUAAAGUCUUCACCUUUCACUAACGGCACACACAAACGCCACCUGCCCACCACCACCACCACUCCACCACCGCCAUCCAUGGUGGUUUCUUACAAAGAAUGUCUCAAAAACCAUGCUGCGUCUCUAGGUGGACAUGCACUUGAUGGAUGUGGAGAAUUCAUGCCUUCGUCAUCCGUUAAUCCAAACGACCCUAGAUCCCUCAAAUGUGCUGCUUGUGGCUGUCACCGGAAUUUCCACCGCCGUGAACCUCAAGAACAACACAUCGUCCCCACCACCAACACCACCACCGUCAACGCCACCACCAACACCACCACCAACGCCACCACAAACCCCACUUUUCUUAACUGCAUCUACACUCCAGCAUCAACAACAGUUCCACCACCACAACCACCGCCACCAUUACAACUACCACACCGUGGCCCAAUCAGUCAAAGCACGAGCCCAAGUCAAAGCACAAGCCCAACGUCAAGCCCAAGCCCAACGUCAAGCCCAUCUUCUCCACCGCCACUCUCACAUUUACCACCUUAUCAUCAUCACUCUUCAGCCCCUCACAUGCUGCUAGCACUUGGAAAUGCUUAUUCAACACCACCACAAUCUGAUCAUGAUCAACACCAACACCAACAACAACACCAACAACCCCAUCAAAGAAAUCUCAAUUUUUCUUCAUCAGUGAUUAAACUCGAAAACCCCAACAACAACAACAGCAACAACUCAAGCUGUGGGAAAAAGAGGUACAGGACAAAAUUCAGCAAGGAGCAGAAAGAGAUGAUGUAUGGAUUUUCUGAAAAACUGGGUUGGAGAAUGCAAAAGGGUGAUGAUGGAAUGGUUCAGAAAUUCUGCAAUGACGUUGGUGUUUCAAGAGGGGUUUUCAAAGUUUGGAUGCACAAUAACAAGAAUUUGAGGAAGAGACCAGAAUCUGAGGUUGGAAUUGCAACUCCAAUAAGCGAUAAUAAGAACAACAACAACAAUGAUGGAUCCAACAAUGUCAUUCAUAUGGACGAAGAUGGAUGUGUUAAUGUCCAUGUUUCUUCUGUUAAUGUUUUAUCCUCUUAGUUUUUUUUUUCUUUUUCCAGAAAAUUAAUUAGAUAAAUUAUGGGAAUUAAGGUGUUAGAGAUUUUAUUUUUACCAUGAUUAGUGGUCAUUUUUGUUUAUUACAAUGGUUUUUAGUU
Molecule: messenger RNA, 1469 nt
Organism: Lathyrus oleraceus (garden pea)
Lineage: Eukaryota; Viridiplantae; Streptophyta; Magnoliopsida; Fabales; Fabaceae
Product: zinc-finger homeodomain protein 11
Exons: 1
Coding region: 202-1353 (383 amino acids)
Biological process (GO): regulation of developmental process; regulation of DNA-templated transcription
Cellular component (GO): nucleus
Molecular function (GO): DNA-binding transcription factor activity; transcription cis-regulatory region binding
Source: RefSeq, a predicted model, not a curated record